Messenger RNA from Sesamum indicum (sesame), 1244 nucleotides. Its product is annotated as 1-aminocyclopropane-1-carboxylate oxidase 5-like. Lineage: Eukaryota; Viridiplantae; Streptophyta; Magnoliopsida; Lamiales; Pedaliaceae. The record is from RefSeq and is a predicted model, not a curated record.
UCAACACACAAGCAACAAGAAAAAGUUCUUAAUUUGUGUACUUAAGUUGGUAAUUAGUCUCUUCAACUUAUCAUCAAUGGGGAUUCCAGUUGUUGAUUUCUCAAAGAUUAAUGGAAAGGAGCGAGCCGAUACUCUAGCACUGAUUGAUCAUUACUGUCAAGAGUGGGGAUUCUUUCAGUUAAUCAACCAUGGCAUCUCUGAGGAGCUCUUGGAUAGGGUGAAGAGGGUGGCCACUGAAUGCUAUAAAUUGGAAAGGGAGGCAGAUUUCAUAAACUCAAAACCGGUGCAGUUGCUGAAUGAGCUGCUAGAAAAGAAUAGUGAUGCGAAAAUAGAGAAUGUGGAUUGGGAGGAUGUUUUCCUACUCUCAGAUGAAAAUGAUGAGGAGUGGCCAUCAAAAACUAUUGGUUUCAAGGAAACCAUGAAGGAAUAUAGAGCUGAAUUGAAGAAACAAGGGCACAAAGUCAUGAAUAUAAUGGAUGAGAAUUUAGGCUUUCCAAAAGGCUACAUCAAGAAUGCUUUUGAUGGUGGAGUCGAUAAUACAGCAUUUUUUGGCACCAAGGUAAGCCACUAUCCACCAUGCCCGCACCCGGAGAAGGUAAAUGCUCUGCGAGCCCACACAGAUGCUGGGGGUGUUGUCUUGCUCUUCCAGGAUGAUGAGGUGAAAGGACUUCAAAUGUUGAAAGAUGGGGUUUGGACUGAUGUACAACCUUUGAAAAAUGCUAUAGUCAUUAAUACGGGUGAUCAAAUUGAAGUUUUGAGUAAUGGGAGGUACAAGAGUAUUUUACACAGGGUUGUGCCCCAAACAGAUGGACAAAGGAGAUCAAUUGCUUCAUUCUACAAUCCAUCCCUCAAGGCCACCAUUCAGCCUGCUCCACAAUUGCUUGAUGCUAAGGUUGCUAAUAUGGUGAAAGAUGUCGCUAAGUAUCCUAAGUUUGUGUUUGGAGACUACAUGUCCGUUUAUCUUGAACAAAAAUUCCAACCUAAAGAACCAAGAUUCCAAGCUGUUGCAGCAAUAUAAAAGUUGAUGACUUGAUCCAAUGCGUCUUGAGAAAUGACAGAGUCUGUAUGUGUCUUGUGUGUGUUUAUGUUUUUAACUAUGGUUUUGGGCUUUUCCUUUGAGUAAAAUGCUUUACUUGGGUGUAUGUUAAUUCACCCUUGUAUGUAUGAAGCAUAUAAAAAUAAAUAGAAAGCUCAUGUUGUCUUCCGUCUCAAAUAUUUCAGAUGCUCCCCUUUUUUAUUUUCUG